AUGGACGUUAAUUCUUAUGUUAUUCAAUUAUCUCGUCUAGAUGUACCGUAUAGCUGUUCCUUCAGUGUAAGAGCAGAAUCAGGUUCCAACAUAAUUUUGGUUGUUCAACUGCCGUCAGAGGAAAUUUUAUUCGAGGCCUGUGCCUUGAGUGGUGAACAAUUAGUUGUUUAUGAGUUCGGGGAAACUUUCGGCGGCUACUAUGGACUGAUACCGAGAGCACUGAUCCAUCAACCCACUAAGAAUUACACUCAGUUUUACACGGUAAAAACAACUAGACCACCAACACUAAGAACUCGCAGACGUACAACAACUAGAGAGUUGAUUUUAACGCAAACAGAAACACAAAGUACGGUUCAAGAGGAGCAAUUUUAUACAAUAGAAGUACCCAUAGUGAAUGUCUCCGGAAACUUCCAAUUAGGGCCGCAGCGUGAAACGCAAGACUCUGACGAACUCUUCGAUUUCAUUUAUGACGUCACUCCUAGAAAAGGUACUGAUUAUGAAACAAGUAUAAUGCCGCUGGUACAGUUUUCAUUACGACCAUAUACUAACAGUUACGGUGGUCCUGAAGUCCGCUAUGAUCUCGACUACCGCGUCAGAGAAUUCACAUUGGAUCCUCGUGAAAAAGGGGCGUUGGUUGGUCAUGAGUCAUGGGAAAAUAUAGUUCAAGUUGCGCCAGUGAUGGCCGUUGUGUUAAAUAAAACCGAUAACAAUGACGUCAAAGAAAGGAAAAAGCGUCACAUACAAUCGCUGGAUGUAGAAGAUUCUAUGCCAAGGAACUUGACCAGGAAACCAAUGAUGAAGACCAAAGCGCCGGUCCUCGAUGACGUACAGGAACUCGUUAGGAUUGUUGAACUACAAGAUGACGAGAUAGGAAGUCGUGUAGUACUUCGUUACUUACGCCACUACGUAGGACCAUCGCUAUUCAAUUUAUGCGACUACCGCGAGUCUAACAAACGGCAGAUAUUUCUCUUCAAUUCUUCCAGAAUCGUUAUAUCGAUCAACAAUUUCACGCUAGAUCAAAUGAUGUUGGUUCUGACACCAGCUCAAACCCUCAUGAGUGGAGCGCCGCGGUGUCCUUCAGAUCAGCUCGAGUGUCAGAUAAUCGGCACUAGAGUAUGUAUCGACUCAUUGAAUAGUUGCGAUGGCGUCCCUAAUUGCGGUUCCAAUGAGAUUUACGAUGAAGAUCGUCUAACUUGCGGCACCUCACAUGGAGUUGAACAUAAUGUUUGUAUUGCUGCGUUCACCUUCCUCGCUGUUAUACUAACACUGUUGUAUAUAACCUCGUACUGGCUGAAGCGAUGCGUGCCUCGAGUAUCAGACGCUUUCUUUAUUUACACCGAGUCCUCUGAAAAUGAGCUUUUCUUAGAGUCGGUCAUGCGUUCUCCAAAUGACAAUGAUGAUGAUCCAUUCAAUAAACACGUGUAUCCAGGACAUUACUUUGAAGACGAUGUUUUUUAUGAAGAUAUUUUACAUGCAGAGAAAAAUAAAGGGAAUUUCUGUACGAGAGCAAUUAGGGCUUGUUUGAGGAUCCUGCAUUGUUGGGCAAAGUCACCUGAUAACAAAAUCGCUACCGAACAGUCUACGAAGAAAGAACCGGCGAAAUUGUUUUCGUUUACUCAAUUAGAACUACAGAAAAUCACAAAAUCGGCCGUCAAUGAAAAAGCCAUGCAAACGAGUGAUAAUGUUGAUAUGAAACAAUUAGAUGAAGAAAAAAUAAGUGAUCCGUACAGUUUCAAUUCAUGGUCGAAACUCAGAAAAGAUUCUAUGAGACACGACAGUGAAUUAAACUUAUUAAGAUUCUCAAAAGAAUCGAGAACAUUAUCACAAAACGAUUCGUUUUCUAUUGACAACGAAAAUGAUAAUAGGAAAGACGUUAAACAUAUAGAUGGGGAACUAGAGAUCAAAAAUACUAUUUACGAACUUCAUACACCUAGAGAAGGUAAGAAAAUACCAGUGACAUGUGAAGUACACGCAGAAAAUAAAGGAAUGACUGAAUCAAAACGUUUACGAUUUGAUGAACAACUUCAAUUGAUACCGAGGGUUGAAGACAAGGACUCCGUAGUGACCACUAGUACGCUACAAAAACUACACGAUGAAGAUUUAGAUAAAAUAGAAGAUGAAGAGAAUGAAAGCUUCGGGAGAGACUUCAUGCGUUUCUGGGGGGCGAAAGGUAAAAAGACCAGAAAGAAGAAACAUUUACCACUACGAAUAUGA
Danaus chrysippus (African queen) is the source of this 2214-nucleotide messenger RNA. The record is from the annotation of a GenBank genome assembly. NCBI's taxonomy places the organism in Eukaryota, Metazoa, Arthropoda, Insecta, Lepidoptera, Nymphalidae.